AUGCCUUCCGUCAAGCGUCCUAUCCGCAUCGCCGGCUCGUCCGGCGGUUUCUCAGAUCGCCAGCGAGCCAUUGGCGAUCUGGCCAAGAACUGCGAGAUCGACUGCAUCAUCGGUGACUGGCUGUCCGAGUGCACCAUGACUCUCCACGGCGCACAGAAAACUGAGAACGACCGUCUUCGGGCUGAGGGCAAGCUCCAGGAGAAUGUCGCCGGACUCUUCGACCCUACCUUUAUGGAGAAUCUGGCCCCGGCGCUACCGCACAUGCAGGCAAAGAACAUCAAGCUGGCUGUCAAUGCCGGUGCGAGUGACACGGAAAUGCUUGCCAGGAUUGUCCAGGACGAGGUGAAGAAGCAGGGACUCGACCUGAAGGUCGGCUGGGUUAGCGGAGACGAAGUCACAGAAACCGUCAAGAGGCUCUAUGCCAACGGAGAGGAGUUUGUUAGCUUGAUGACAGGCAAACCGUUGAAGGAGUGGGGCCACGACAUCAUCUGCGCACAAUGCUAUCUCGGUGGAGCUGGAAUUGCGGAAGCCCUUCGCCAAGGUUGUGACAUUGUCAUUGCAGGAAGAGUUGCCGAUGCUGCCCCUACCAUUGGUGCUUCGAUGUGGUGGCACGGAUGGGAUCGGGAAACCGACCUUGACCAGAUCGCUGGCUCGCUUGUAUGCGGCCAUCUGAUCGAGUGCUCUGCCUACGUCUGCGGUGGCUACUACUCUGGGUUCAAGUCAUUGAUGGAUGGCUGCGAGAACAUCGGCUUUCCUAUUGCAGAGGUGAAUGCCGAUGGCUCUUGCAUUAUUACAAAGGAGGAAGGGACAGGCGGUCAGAUCUCCGUCGGAACUGUUUCAUCUCAGCUUCUUUACGAGAUCCAAGGACCGCUGUACUAUGGCUCUGAUGUCACUGCCAACCUAGAGGGUGUUGUCAUGACACAGCAGGGUAAGGACCGCGUGCUCGUAACGGGAGUCAAGGGUCAGCCUGCUCCCUCCACAACAAAGGUCGGCAUCACGGCAUUCGGCGGUUACCAAGCAGAAUUCCAUUACUAUCUCUGCGGUCUCGACCUCGAGGACAAGGCGGAAUGGACCGAGAGGCAAAUUCGUUACUCAAUCGGCGAUGCUAUCAAGGAUCUCACCUGUCUGAAAUUUUCGCUCAACGGCUAUUCGCCAGAAAACCCGAGGAACCAAGAGGUCUCAACUGUCGAUUUUAGAAUCUUCGUACAGACCAAGAGGAAAGAGCUCGUGGACAAGUUCACACUCGACGUACCAGGAUUCAACCGAUGGUGCAUGGAAAACUUCCUACAAAGUUGCCCGGGAGCCAGUCUGGGCAACGAUCAGAGGCAGAGUGAGGGCAAGCCGUUCUACGAGUAUUACGUGACACUGCUACCUCAAGCUGAGGUCAAGCACUCUGUGGUCCUUCCCUGGCAAGACAAGGCUCUGGAUAUUCCUGUCCAGAAGAACGUACGGACCGACUAUCCCCGGGAUCAGAAGAGUUACGAGACCGAGAACCCUGUCGACCUUUCCACAUUUGGGCCAACCACCAGGGGCCCUCUCGGCUGGGUUGUUGGCGGCCGCUCUGGUGACAAGGCUAGUGACGCCAACUGCGGUCUAUACGUCCGUCACGACGACGAAUGGGAUUGGCUGAGGAGCAUCUUGACCAUUGAGAAGAUCAACCAGCUUCUCGAAGGCAGCAACAAGGGCAAGAAGGUUGAGCGAUUUGAGAUUCCCGGCAUUCGAGCCGUCCACUUCCUCUUCCGAGACCAUCUCGAUCGGGGCUUCAAUUCCACAAGCGAGUACGAUACACUAGGUAAAAAUAUCUGCGAGUACCUCCGUGCGAAGCAUGUCGACAUCCCCAACAAGUUCCUCCGAAGAGGGAGGAUCUAA
Molecule: messenger RNA, 1869 nt
Organism: Phaeoacremonium minimum UCRPA7
Lineage: Eukaryota; Fungi; Ascomycota; Sordariomycetes; Togniniales; Togniniaceae
Product: putative duf1446 domain protein
Exons: 3
Coding region: 1-1869 (622 amino acids)
Source: RefSeq, a predicted model, not a curated record